UGCGGCAUAUCCGGCGCUGCCUUCGUUUUUGCCCGACAGAUGAAAACAUCAGUGUUGGGUGCUAAUGCCGGGCUGAUUCCUGCCACAAUCAGCAAGAUGUUUGUCAUCCUACUGCCUAUUUCCAAUCAAUACGGAUCAAACUGUUAGCGUUUACUGUAUCUGUAGGCAGCCAAAGCCCAUUUUGUAUUGCAAUACCUUUUUGGUCUCUAAUUUUGAGUAGAAGAAAAUGAACGGCUUAUCCAUCAGCGAGUUGUGCGGCCUCUUCUGUUGUCCGCCCUGUCCCAGCCGGAUUGCAGCGAAGCUGGCCUUCCUGCCCCCGGAGCCCACCUACACUCUUCUGCCAGACCUGGAGUCCACCUCACCUGUGACCUCUAACCUUGGAGCCUCAGGUUUGCGCUCACGCUUGGGCGGUGGUGCCGGAGGAGGAGGUGCUGGAGGUGGAGGAGGGGGUGCUGGGAGUGGAGGAGGUGGAGGAGGUUUUGGUGACAGGAGUGGUGAAGGCCGGUGGAAGCUGCACCUCUCUGAACGAGCAGAGUUCCAGUACUCCCAGAGGGAGCUGGACGGAACCGAGGUCUUCCUUACUCACUCCAGCCGUGGCAACAGAGUGGGAUGUAUGUAUAUCCGCUGUGCCCCAUCCGCAAGGUACACUGUGCUCUUUUCUCACGGCAACGCUGUGGAUCUCGGUCAGAUGAGCAGCUUCUACAUCGGUUUGGGCACUCGUAUCAACUGCAACAUCUUCUCUUAUGACUACUCUGGUUAUGGGGUCAGCACAGGGAAACCCUCUGAGAAGAAUCUGUAUGCAGACAUAGACGCUGCUUGGCAUGCUUUGCGCUCAAGGUAUGGCAUCAGCCCUGAGAAUAUAAUCCUUUACGGGCAGAGCAUUGGCACCGUGCCCACCGUGGACCUGGCGUCCCGUUAUGAGUGUGCUGCCGUGGUACUUCACUCACCUCUCACCUCAGGGAUGAGGGUGGCCUUCCCUGACACCAAGAAGACAUACUGCUUUGACGCCUUCCCUAACAUUGAGAAGGUGUCUAAAAUCACAUCUCCAGUGCUGAUCAUCCAUGGGACCGAGGAUGAAGUGAUUGAUUUCUCUCAUGGUCUGGCCCUGUUUGAGCGCUGCCCGAAGGCCGUGGAGCCACUGUGGGUCGAAGGAGCUGGGCACAAUGACAUCGAGCUGUACAGCCAGUACCUGGAACGCCUGCGCCGGUUCAUCAGCCAGGAAGUGGCUGCGCAGUAAACGCACCCUGCAAAACAUCAAGAAAGGCAGAUCUUUCAGCCCUGGACACUUAAUUGUGCUCACGUCCAUAAAUGUUCGACAUAUAUGGAAAGCAAACAAACGGAAUUCAGUACUGGACGGUUUGUUUUUCUACAGACUGCCGUCUCUUUCUUUCUAUCAGCCUGGAGCUGAGUUUUCUACUGAGAAGACAUCUCGACUUCACACUGAAAAGAUCGGAAUGUGUGAGCGUCGGUCUCAGGAAGGACCUCAGUACAUCUGAGGCACUCUCUCACAGUUGAUUUGGCUUGUGGUUUUUGUGACCAGGACAAGUGAAAUGUCAUUUGAACAGGACUAAAAUCUAAUAUCUCUUUAUGAAGCUCUUAUCUUGUGGGUGUUUAUGUACUUUCCCUUUUUUUAGGUCUUGUGGGUAAGCAGAUGACCAGUCUGUUUUAAAAUACAGCAUCACCACCUUUUCAGACAAGAACUCUCUGCUGGACAGAUUCUGUUUGUGUGUGUGUGUGUACUUGUACAACUAUCUUUGUGAGGACCAGUUUGAGUUUUUAGACCAUCAGAGUGAGGACAAAGGCCCUGUUUACACCUGGUAUUAACAUGCAUUUUGGUCGAUCGGAUCACAAGUAGAUGAGGCUGACACACCUGUUUACACCUAGUGUUUUAAUCCAUUUCUUUUGUCCACU
This is a messenger RNA of Megalobrama amblycephala (Wuchang bream), 1911 nucleotides long. RefSeq names its product abhydrolase domain containing 17A, depalmitoylase a (gene abhd17aa). Gene Ontology annotation, biological process: protein depalmitoylation. Gene Ontology annotation, molecular function: palmitoyl-(protein) hydrolase activity. Bases 227 to 1237 code for a protein of 336 amino acids. The transcript has 5 exons. NCBI's taxonomy places the organism in Eukaryota, Metazoa, Chordata, Actinopteri, Cypriniformes, Xenocyprididae. Gene Ontology annotation, cellular component: plasma membrane; endosome membrane. The record is from RefSeq and is a predicted model, not a curated record.